Molecule: messenger RNA, 4556 nt
Organism: Rhincodon typus (whale shark)
Lineage: Eukaryota; Metazoa; Chordata; Chondrichthyes; Orectolobiformes; Rhincodontidae
Product: connector enhancer of kinase suppressor of ras 2
Exons: 25
Coding region: 15-3047 (1010 amino acids)
Biological process (GO): regulation of signal transduction
Cellular component (GO): cytoplasm; membrane
Molecular function (GO): protein binding
Source: RefSeq, a predicted model, not a curated record
ACAACUCUUCACCCAUGGCUUUGGUGAUGGAACCCAUCAGCAAGUGGACGCCCAAGCAAGUGGUGGACUGGAUGAAAGGACUCGAUGACUGCCUCCAACAGUAUAUAAAAAACUUUGAAAGGGAAAAGAUCAAUGGAGAUCAGCUUUUACACAUCACACAUCAGGAGCUGGAGGAGUUGGGUGUCACACGCAUUGGCCAUCAGGAACUUAUCUUGGAAGCAGUUGAUCUGCUCUGUGCAUUGAACUACGGAUUAGAGACUGAGAACCUCAGAACACUUUCCCACAAGCUGAAUGCUUCAGCCAAAAACUUACAGAAUUUCAUAACGGGCAGGCGGAGGAGCGGCCAUUACGAUGGCAGGGCUUCCAGAAGGUUGCCGAAUGACUUCCUUACCUCGGUGGUUGACCUCAUCGGUGCUGCCAAGAACUUAUUGGCCUGGCUAGACAGGUCUCCAUUCGUUAGUGUGACGGAAUACUCACUUCUGAAAAAUAACAUUGUUCAGCUGUGUCUGGAAUUAACAACAAUCGUGCAACAGGACUGUACAGUCUAUGAAACCGAAAAUAAGAUUCUCCAUGUGUGUAAAACAUUAUCUGGGAUCUGUGAUCACAUCAUCUCACUGUCAUCGGACUCCCUAGUGUCACAGUCUGCACACCUUGAAGUUGUCCACCUAACAAAUGUCAUGCCCAGUGAGGGCUUGGGUAUGUACAUCAAGUCAACCUACGAUGGCCUACAUGUCAUCACAGGAACUACAGAAAAUUCCCCUGCAGACCAGUGCAAGAAGAUUCAUGCAGGCGAUGAAGUGAUUCAGGUCAACCAUCAAACUGUGGUGGGCUGGCAGCUGAAGAACCUCGUCAACGCACUCAGGGAGGAUCCCAAUGGGGUGAUACUGACUUUGAAAAAACGACCACAGAACACACUCACUUCCGCUCCUGCACUGCUGAAGAAUGUGAGAUGGAAACCUUUAGCCCUGCAGCCAGUUAUUCCAACAAGUCCUACCAGUAGCUCCACAACACCAACAAGCACCAUUGGCAUGUCAUCAAAGUAUGAUAGUUCUACACUUCAUGACGUCUUUAUUCUAUCUCCCCUUUCAGGAAUCUACGGUCCCAGGGAUGAGUUGGGGAUAUUGCCUUGUGACGACAUUGGCAAGUAUGGGAUAGCCAAGUCUGGGAUUAAAGGUUCCGAAUCAUCCAGCUACUACCUGGACCAUGAAAGUGGAAAAUAUUACACAUUAAUGGAGGGAGAAGGCCUACCCAUGAGCUCUGAAUACGAAAGAGGGAGAGCAACUGGUAUCCGGAGAAGGGAGAAAACAUCUACUCAUGUUGACUUGAGCCCUGUAUCCAUGCCAACCAAAUACCGUUGGCUGGGAGAAUUGAAGGAGCACAUCACCCCAGUCUUAACCCUGCCCAGCUGGAAUUUCUACACUUCAGGAAACCUGGCAGCCAAAGGGAGGUAUAAAUUGCAUUGUGGAAGAGUUUAUGAUCUCACAUUUCAGCGAGCAGGGGAUUCUAUUGUUGGGGAGACUGAAAGGUAUGCAAGUGCUGGCAUUGACAGGGGACAAGGUGGCACAGCGAUGAGGAAGUCUUUUCAUUAUGCCUCUUUGAGAUCGAAAACCAAAAAGAAACCGAAAGGUUCUCUAACUGGUGGCAGCAGGAGGCGUAUUUCCUGCAAGGACUUAGGACAUGGAGACUGUGAAGGCUGGCUGUGGAAGAAGAAAGAUGCCAAAGGAUACUUCACUCAGAAAUGGAAGAAAUAUUGGUUUAUUCUGAAAGAAGCUUCACUCUAUUGGUACACAAAUCAAAAUGAUGAAAAGGCUGAGGGAUUCAUCAGCUUGCCAGAGUUCAGGAUAGACAGAGCUAUUGAAUGCAGACGGAAAUAUGCCUUCAAGGCUUGCCAUCCAAAAAUUAAGAGCUUCUACUUUGCAACUGACUGCUUAGAAGAAAUGAACAGGUGGAUGAACCGACUGGGAUUAGCUGCUAUCGGGUAUGCUCCUGAUGAUAAAGUGACCAGACCGGAUGAAGACUACUGGAGUGAAAGUGACCAAGAGGAUGCUAAUGAUCCUUUAACAGUAAAAGCAGAGGGCCAUUCAGCAGUGUGUGACACAUACCCUCGGACACCAUCAGUUAAUUCUUCAAGUCCCUACCCAGAACCUAAGCACGGACGUCAUUUCUCAAGUGAGUCGACAUACUCGCAUUCAUCUGCUGAGGACUCACGGCACGAUGCAUCAGGAAGCACCCAUUCAUCCGGCUGUAGGUCUUCCUACAGAGAGAGGCGGUCGUGGCAGGACCUGAUUGAAACCCCGCUAACUAGCUCAGGGUUGCACUUCCUGCAGACUGUCCCUCUGGAAACAGAUUAUAUCGCAGACAGGACAGGACUAAUGUCACCCGAGAGAAGACGGCAGGCAACAUUACCCGUUCAGAGGCGCCACAACCAUGACAGCGAUGGGCCUUUUCCAUUGGUGGAAUGUGAGCGGGGACCUGGAUCUCACAGUAGAGGAUGUAAACAACGCAGCCAGAGUCUCCCAAGGAAUAGGGAAGGAAGAAUGAAAGGGCACGCGCUCGCUCCUGGACUCGCUGAAGAGAGGUCCGAGGACGAUGAGAUCCAAUGCAUCAAGCAAAAUGGCGCAAAUAAACAAGAAAGUACAGCAGAAGACAGAAGAUCUACCGACGGGCUACAGGAGCUGUACAGGUCCCUGGAGCAGGCCAGUCUGUCUGCAAUCGGAGAGCAACGCCCUUCCACCAAACAAGAAUUCAGAAGGUCUUUUAUAAAAAGAUGUAAUGAUCCAGUUGUCAAUGAAAAGUUGCACCACAUUAGGAUGCUGAAGAGUACACUAAAGGCGAAAGAAGGAGACUUGAUGACUAUCAACCAAAUUCUCGAAGAACCCUACUUAACAUCCAAAAGAUUUAGAGAGUGGAAACGGCUGAAUCAUGAGUUUUUCUUGGACAUUUGUGGGUACAGUGCUGUUAUGAAGCCACAGAAUGGUGCAUCUGAACUGGUAUUACCAGCACCACUAUUGACACACACACACUCAUUCAUCGAAACUCAUGUGUAAACCAAUUUGUAAUUGCAGCAUACUGCCCAACAGACAGCAAUCUCUCCAUGCUAUCACAUCUUUAGCAUCUACAUUGUAUAUUUGUACAUAAUAUAUUCAGAAGUAUUCUUGUACAUAAAUUGGAUAACAGAAUAGUGUCACAGGAUGCCUAAUAUCUGCAUGAGAUCACAUCUGUAUUCUUCCCAACUUUUGUUUUUGUUUUUGUUGACCAAUACAAUGAGCAUUCAAUCUUGCAUUGAAAGAACAGGUAGUAGUGUUUAUAGAAAUUAUAAUUACACACAUACCGUACAUGUUGUAUUGAAAAAAAAGCUAAGCUUUUAGUUAACGGCACCUAUAUGUUCCAACAAUUUUAUAUUGACAACUUAACUCAUCCCAUCAAAAUGAAUAAUGCUGGUGACAAGUGGUUGAUAACAAUCUCUGGUGAACCAGAGGGGAAUGUCUUAAUCUACUCACAGUUUUAGGUGAACAUUCAUUUUUACGUAAGCAUUGAACAUACAAAUUGCUGAAUGUAUGUAAAGUAUGUAAAGUUUUGCUAGUGUAACACUGAAUGAACAAGAGUAAUUUUUGAUGUCCCUUUGAAAACAACCAGCUUUUAUUAAAAUUAUAGCUAAAAGCUGUAUAUGAAAAUGACUAAAAAUAUACAAGUAUUAAUAUUUAUAUAUGACUCCCUGCUCACGAUUUUUUAUACGAUUGCUUGUUAAAAGAAAUACGUUGACUCAAAACUGAUAUACCUGAGGCCCAGAAGCUGGUGGAUGAACUAUUGACACAUUCAAAGUGAUUCACUGAAAUGUCAUGUUCAAGUUUUGUACUGUUAUUACUUGUGUAAUAAGCUGACAGAACUUGCUUCUGGCACCCAGGGUAAUUACUGUAACUAUAUGCAAGUAGACAGAAGACUUGUUAGACCACACUGUACCUUUAAAAAAAAACACAGUAGUAAGGUUUAUCUGAAUACAUUAUUCUGUUGUCAUUUAUUGUCUUUAUUGCUUGCACUUUACCUGCACCAUUAACUGUAAGCUGAGGGGAAGGAGUGUACUGAAACUGUGAUAAUAUUCAUUUGGGUCACUUAAUGUCAACUGACUUCCUUAUCAGUGUUUAAAGACUUCCUUGAGUCUUUUGAGCCAUGCAAAUUCAAGAGUGUAAAUUUGGUACAUUUUUGAUUUGAAAUCCAUGGAUAAUAUGUAUCAGUUACUGACAGCAUUUAUGUCACCUGUUUUUACUUCCUAUGACUUGAAGGUUUUUGCCAUAUGUAGGUUUCCAUUGUAUGUUCCUCCACUGUGUGUAUACCUCACGGUACUUUGCACAUAUGUAUGAGUUGUAAGUUGCACUGCAACAAUAAAAAGAAAAAUUUAACUUUUUUUUGCAAUGCUAUUGUUAACUAUUAACAUGUGUUCUGUGCAUCAUUGGAAGCAAUUAUUCCUCAUGAUUAAAAGGUAGUCUUUUUUGAACAAGUUGUAAGCCUGAGUUGUAAAACUUUUGACUUCAUUAAAUGAAACUCUCUGUGAUACAGUA